This is a messenger RNA of Athalia rosae (coleseed sawfly), 752 nucleotides long. RefSeq lists its product as uncharacterized. The record is from RefSeq and is a predicted model, not a curated record. The transcript has 4 exons. NCBI's taxonomy places the organism in Eukaryota, Metazoa, Arthropoda, Insecta, Hymenoptera, Athaliidae. The coding region runs from base 96 to 593 and encodes 165 amino acids.
UGUUCCCACCGAGUCGAUCUUCCUGCGGUGGCGAAUGAUAUAAAAUCGUACGACCAGGUCGUUGCGAGGUGCAUCAGUAAACGAAGUCCCUCGUCAUGUCGAUCUUCGAAAUCGUGCUUUUCGCCGUCAUCUGCGGUUACGCCGUGGCUCAAAAAUCCGUGAUAGAUAUCGAGAAGGUCGAAGUAUCCAACAAUGAGAACCCUGUCUUCGGCGAAUGGUCGGCGACCCUGAUUGACGGAAAUCCGCAUAAGCUUCGAUUCAAAUUCCCCAUCAAAGACUCUGUCCCGGACACCAUGAUGAUGAACAUACAACUAAAAAUGAACGGCGACGAAGUGGCAUCCGAGGAAGUGACGAUGUGCGAGGCAAUCAGCGACGAGAUGAUAGCCAAAGGUUUAUUGGAAAAAAGUGAUCCCAGGCCCGGAGACUGUCCUAUCCAAAAGAUUGGCUGGGAGGUAAAGGACUACGUUCCAAAAGUUGACAAUCAACUGCCAGACGGCAAACUGGACGGCAAAGUUAUGGUAUACGACAGUGGAAACAAGGACAACCCCUACAUAACAGCAACGUUCAGUGGAACUAUUAGGAACGGCCUAUAAUCGAGAUGAAACGAAAAUUUCAUACCCUGACGACGUUGGCCUUGAUUCUGGAACAUGUUACAAUUUAUGCGUAGUCAUAUGCGAUACACAUCGUGCAGUUUAUACCAACACGUUAAUUUGCCAACAAUAAAGCGAAUCGAAUUAGCAAACAAAACGAAA